AAAGAAAUAAAUGUAUAUAUUUAAAAAAAAACAAAAUAAUAAUAAUAAAACAUGUCAAAUUUCUAAAAUUAUUAAUCUUAAAAUUAAGAUUAAUAUAUUUUUAAAGAAAACAAUAGUCUAAACUAAUGUAAAUAUAAUGAUGAUGAUGACAUAAAAAAAACUGAUUAUAAAGAAAUAGCUAAAAAAUAAAAUACUCCUGAAUAUGAUUUAGAAAAAGGAUUAUCUAUUUCUGUCAAAACAUUAUAAAAACAUUUCUAAUUUAAUUCUAAAUAAGAAUAACAAAUACCUAUAAUGGUUUCUGUAAAAACACUCGAACAGACAAUGGAAUAAAGUGAAAAAUAAAACAUUUAAAACAAUUCUAUUGAAAAUAGACCUAAUAUUGAUUUAGUUUGUGUAAUAGAUAACUCGGGUUCAAUGCAAGGCCAGAAAUUAGAAAAUGUCAAGAAAGCUUUACUAUUUCUUCUUGAUUUUAUGAAAGAAAAUGAUAGACUUUGUUUGAUUUUAUUUAAUAGUUAUGGUCAAAGACUCUGUAGAUUAAUGACUACAAACUAAUAAAAUAAAAAUGAAUUUUAAAAGAUUAUAAAUUAACUUUUUAGCAAUGGAGGAACAGAUAUUAAUAGUGGAAUGGAAAUUGCUUUUAAGGUUUUAAAAGAAAGAAAAAAUUAAAAUCCUGUUUCAUCAAUAUUUUUACUUUCAGAUGGUUAAGAUAGUUCUGCAGAACAAAAAGUUUAAUCAAGCUUACAAAAGCAUUUACCUGAUGAGAUAUUGACUAUUCAUUCAUUUGGAUUUGGAUCUGAUCAUGAUCCUGAAUUAAUGAAUAAAAUUUGUGCAAUGAAAGAUGGAAACUUUUAUUAUGUUGAAAAAAUCGAUUAAAUUGACGAAUUUUUUGUUGAUGCUUUAGGUGGCUUAUUCUCUGUAGUAGCUUAAGAUAUUAAAAUUGAUGUCAAUAUCAAUAUAGAAGAUUAAAACUUUAAUAAAUAUUUAAAAAAUUGUCGAGUAAAUAAAACUUAUGGAGAUAUGUGGUAAUGCUAAAAAUAAAAUCAAAAUUUAACUAUUAAAGCUAAUUAAUUAAUUUCUGGAGUUUCUAAAGAUUAUGUUUUUGAAUUAACUAUUCCUCAUUAGGAUGUUUAAAAAAUUGAGGAUUUUGAAAGAAAUGUUGAAUUGAUUAAAGUAUAGAUUUAAGCUAUACCUAUAAAUUCUGAAUAUACAACUUCUGUAGUUAAAAAUGCUAAUUUAGUAUUGACUCUUUUUACUGAAUUUGAAAAAAUUGCAGAAGAUUCAGAAUUUCAUGAUGAUGUUGAAUUUAAUUAUUUAAGGGUUAAAGCUGCAGAAGCUAUGGAUUUAGCAAUUUAAGAAGCAGAUCUUUAAAGAUAUGAUUAAGGAUAGUUAAUUUUAUAAAGUAUGAUUAAAAAGAUAGAAUUUUCUUGUCCUUAAAAUAAAUAAAAAUUAUAAAAGAUAGUUGAGGAUUUGGAAGAAUGUAAAAUUAAAGCUAAACCUUAAGUAUAUGAGGAAAUCGGAAAAUGUUAAAUGAUGAUGAAGAAAAAUAUUAAUUAUAAAUAACAAUCGAGAGCUGUUGAAUAAAUGGAUAUAAACUAGAAUAAGUUAUAAUAAUAAAUGAAUUAUAAUAUAAAAAUAAUGAAAACAGCUAAGAAAUGAUACUUAAAUAAAUCUAUAUAGUUACAAAA
Molecule: messenger RNA, 1685 nt
Organism: Ichthyophthirius multifiliis
Lineage: Eukaryota; Ciliophora; Oligohymenophorea; Hymenostomatida
Product: von willebrand factor type A domain protein
Exons: 1
Source: RefSeq, a predicted model, not a curated record